Cutaneotrichosporon cavernicola is the source of this 426-nucleotide messenger RNA. RefSeq lists its product as uncharacterized. The coding region runs from base 1 to 426 and encodes 141 amino acids. The record is from RefSeq and is a predicted model, not a curated record. The transcript has 2 exons. Lineage: Eukaryota; Fungi; Basidiomycota; Tremellomycetes; Trichosporonales; Trichosporonaceae.
AUGGCCGCGCGCGCAAUCGCAACAGUCGCGGCACUCGAUCACCUCGUCUUAACGGUCCGCUCGAUCCCAACUACCGUCGCAUUCUACGAGCGCCUUGGUAUGCGGCACGAACUAUUCCGCACACCCACAGAGGUACGGCACGCCCUCCGCUUCGGCCUGAGUAAGAUCAACCUCCAUGAGGCCGGGAACGAGUUUACUCCCCGCGCAACGCUGGCUAAACCGGGUACGGCCGAUCUCUGUUUUUUAGUCGAUGAGAAGGUCGGCACCGUCCAGAGCCGCCUUGAGAUGGCUGGGAUUGAGAUUCUAGAGGGGGGAGGGAUCGUGAACCGUACCGGGGCAAGGGGGGCUUUGCUUAGUGUGUAUAUCCGCGAUCCGGACGGUAACUUGAUUGAACUCUCAAACUACGAGGACGACAUUCACGCGUGA